CAUUGACUCGGUCAGCGAUCGUUGACUGGUUGGUUGAUGAUUGGACACGCGGAAUAGAGAGUAGAGACCUCUCGAUAUCUCGCCACCCAUUGGUCGCUACGAAGAGGUGGGUGGCGCAGGUAUCCAUGGUUCCGGUAGUGUCCACGAUCCAACAAAGUAUUUCUCUUCAUCUGUUUAAUCAGUGUACUAAAAUUUGUUUUGUUCAAGCUUCAUGUUUCUUGUUUAAUUUCGUUCAGUUUCAAAUUCUCUUUUUAUUAUUUAAAAAUGUACUAUUUUUCAUAAUUUAUUCGUAAUAUUUUCCGGAAAUAAUGUCCAAGGAAAACAUGAAAGGUAAUAAAUGUUAUUAUCAGCUGUGGUAGUUUGUAGUGUUAACCGUAAUAGGUUAGUAGCAAGUCCUGCCAGCGGUCAGUUUCAAAAUGAAAGAGGUGCCCCCACAACGUGGUUGCCGACCUUUGCGCCGCACGGCCUGAUUGCCGCAGUGCCGCACGGCCCAGCCCAGCCCAGCUGUAGCUCUAGUCUCGAUGUGUACCCUUGGCUGCUAUCGAAGGCCGGGUCACUGCUAAAUAUAUAUAGUCUCUUUAUAAACAAAUAGGUCCAGUGUUUGUCAGUGCUAGUCUGAUCCGUUCGCCUUAUGUUAUGUGCCAUGUUGGAGUACACAGAGUAUGUCAUUUCUCUUGUCACCGAGCAUUUCGACAGGCGCGAAAACCUUUCAUACACUCUUGUUCCUUCAUCUAAGUAUUGUUUAUGGACUGAUGUUUCUUCCUAUUCUAACAUAUUCUUCCGAGUCCUGCACCAUCAUGUCAUACAUUCCUUAGAGAUCCGACACGGAAUGAAGAGGAAAAAAACAGCCGAUACAGAAUUCCCUAUACUACCAUCAGAAACAAUCUCGAGGGUCCUCGAGCCAGAGCACGAAGAGGACGAUGACCCCUGGGACUAUUCAAGUCCUCCCUUGCCUUUCAGUAACACGGAUUUAUGGUACAAGUAUCGCGAUACAUUUACCACUUAUUCUCUGCCCCUUCGCAGAGAAGAUUGGAAUGAUCGGGGGUGA
Nezara viridula (southern green stink bug) is the source of this 1048-nucleotide messenger RNA. The record is from the annotation of a GenBank genome assembly. NCBI's taxonomy places the organism in Eukaryota, Metazoa, Arthropoda, Insecta, Hemiptera, Pentatomidae.